AGAGAACAGCUUAUAUUCAUAUCCCAGCCACGACAAACAAAUGCAAACUCAUGUUAUAAAUUAUUGGGAGAAACCCUUCAUGACUUGUGAAACAUUUUGUAGCAGACAGCGAAAUGAUUACUUUCAUCUUGGGACCAAAUAGAAAAUGAUAACAGCUCGUCAUGAGCGCUGAUAGAAACAUGAACUGGGUUCUUCCCACUGGGGACCCGGAGAAAGGGAAAAUGCUGUAUGCAGAAAUAUGUGCUUCAUGUCACUCUGUGGAGCCCGGUAGAACGGACCGGUCGGGACCAAAUCUAGCGGGGAUCUGGGGGCGCCAGGCAGGGACCCUACCCGGCUAUAAGUUCGCUGAAUCUGACGAAAAGAAAGGUAUAACAUGGUAUGACAGGAGUCUAUGGGAUUAUUUUGAGCGUGGUCAUAUACCUGGGACCAGGAUGUUCUUCCGAGCCUUGCAUAGGAACCAUCAGAAACGAGCAGAUCUCUUAGCAUACCUCAAGAUUGCUUCAUCUCCUCAGAAGUGAAGCUCAAACGUUGAUCCGCUGUGCGCCCGAAUAGACCUUAAAAGCAUGCGACGUCAUAAUCGCAUGUAUAUAGCGCCCUCCUUUAGAGGAUCCCGGAAUACGGGUCUCAACGAAGUUGUCCAAGGUGCUCCAGCUAUUAUAUGAUCACCAACUUACGCAUGUUCCACUGGUCUAAAACAUUUCACAUAGACUCGUGUGUUAAAGUGGCAUAUCAUAACAAAAUAAGAAUGGAAUUCGGGUGUCGAAUGUUUACUACCAGUGGGUGGCAUGCAUACAGUGGCGUAACUACGGGGGGGGGGCAUGGGGGGGGGGGGCACGUGUCCCCCCCAAUCGGCUGACAAAAAAAAACGGGCAAAAGGAGAAAAAGAGGAAGAAAAGGAGAGAAACGUAGUAGGAAAGAAGACAUUAUAAUGUUAUAUUACAUAAUAAUUAUGUUAUGUUACAUUACAUAACAGACAUUUUCGUCAUAACUUUAUGAAACAUAAUUUGCUCAGGGCCUAUGUCUUCAUUGUUCCUGGUGCUCGCAUUGUCUGCUUUACGAGAUAUAUAAUCCUGUUGUACUAAAACCUCCCGUUUUCAAGUCAAUAUACACCAAAUAUAUUUCCUCGCACUUCGAGUUAUUGUUUUAUGUAGUGACAUAUGCUUCUUUUUCAUGACUACUUAAAGUGAUUGCCCCAUGUUAAGGUCUUAAUAAAAAAACAUUUCCUGUCCGCGAUUACGUUCGCAUUAGUGGAUUGGUGAGAUAUGUCUGCCCUCCAUGAAUUCCUAAAAUCAGUCCUUAAAAUGUUCCUUUUUCUCAUCUGAAUAUCAAAAAUUUUCGGCUCGCGCUCGCAUCAAUUGGUUAGUGAAAUAAGUAUGGUCUGAAUGCCUACAAGCAAGCAUUAGAAUACCCCACUUCUGGUCUGAAUUAUCUAAAUUUUCAGCUCGCGCUUCUCGCUCGCAAUAUUUGAUUAGUGAGAUGCGUAUGAUUAUCAUGAUUACAAUGACUACAAAAAAGUGCUUCAUGUGUUUAGAUGUUAUUCUAACAAACUUCAAUUAGAUGACUAUGGUGAGAUAUGUGCACUCUUAAUGGAUUCCUAAAAUAUAGUCCUUAAAAUCUCCCUGUUUGGGGUCAAUAUAUACAAAAUUUUCAGCUCGCGCUUCGCGCUCGCAUUGUUUAGCAAGACAGAUAUACGUAUUAUGAUUACAAAAAUUUGAUUAUAAUGUCCCUUAUUAGGUCUGAAUAUGAAAAAUUUUCAGCUCGCGCUUCGCGCUCGCAUUAUUUGGCCAGUGAGAUACAUAUAUCCGUUCAAUGGAAUUGUCCUUAAAAUCAGUGUCUCUAUUAGGUCAGUACACCUGGCUACUGAGCGCGCUUCGCGCGCUCACUAAGUGACUCAAAAUUUUUGCUGGUGCCCCCCAAUGCCGUGACCCACGGUACGCCACUGCAUGCAUAUCUGACAAUCCAAGCCAGGUCUCUCUACCGAAGCGGGGGGGGGACGUGUCCCCCCCUAAAUUUUAGGUGGGGGGGACGAUCCCCCCCUAAAUUUUUUUUUGAUAACCUUUUUUUUUUUUUUUUUUUUUGCUUGUCAAUUUUUUUUUCCUGCGUCCCCCCCUAAAAUUUUUGGUUGAUAACCUCUUUUUUUUUUUGCUUGUCAAAAUUUUUUUGUGGUCCCCCCCUAAUAUUUUUGGCUUCCGCCGCCAAGAAUGAAUAUCUCUUGGCUUCCUGUUGUUAAUAGGCCCGUGCGACCCACAAGCAAUGUCCACAAGGCAAUACACUGACUUCUACGAUGGCGAACGAUGACGUCGCGAUGAUGUCAAGUCUAUUUGGAAUUCCGACUACCUUUUGUCCGUCGCAGGAAAAAAAAUUGAUAUUAAUUUAAAGAGAAUAUCAAAAUAAUCAUGAAGAAAAAAAUUUAAUCGACAUUGGAUGUUAAAUACAAAAGUUAUGUUAUUUUUAAAGUUUCGAUUGUUUUUUUCUAAAACAAAACUUUUUUUUUUAAUCUGAUUACUCUGUAAAUUAUCCGUCUUUUAACAAAUUCAAUGGAUGUCUUAUUGUAUUGUAUUUCAUUGAGUUUUUGAAACUUAGGACGAAGCUGCUGUUCCGGCUCCCCAAUUUUCGACAAAGACUUCCCAUCUGUUCAUUGUCAUUUGACAAGUAUUUUUGAUAUAUUUACCAGAAUUUGUUGUGCAUGGCAAUGUGAAAACUUGCUUCCAUCAUGCCGACUUAAAUCGUUAUUAGCGAGUUUUCGCAUUUGCAACGGGGACAGAUUCUACAACAUAGUAAAUAUAUUAAAUAUGCCGGUCAAAUUUCAAUGAUAGGCUAAGAGGUCUUUGUAGAAAAUUGGCGAAACGUGACAGCUGAUCGUCGUAAAAUUCUGAACGAAAAUUUGCAAAUAUGUCGUUUGUCCAGAGUCAUGGACGACCCUGCUGUUUUGAUUCACCGAUUUUUGACAAAGCCUUCUUUGUCAUGAAGGGCUUUUGACAAUAGAUUUUCUACCUUCCAGUUAGCGUCUGUGUAGUAUAGUGUACUAGUAGUUUCGAAAACUCCCUAUUAUAUCAACGUGGCGAGAUACGUAACAUCGUCAAAUUGACUUGUCAUAAGUUGUAUGUCGACGAGCUGAGAUGCGUUAUCUCGUAAUGAUGGGAUUAGGGAGUUUUCGUAUCGCGACGCACAACAAAGAACAGAAAAACGCAGCAAAUGCAUUGACAUAACAAAGUACUAUAACAUUGUAAAUGACCAGCUAAGUGGUCUUUGUCGAAAAUUUGUGAAUCGGAACAGCACUUUUGUUCUACAUUUCGGAGCAGACGAAAAAUUGUAAACAUAUCGUUUUUCCAGAGUCCGGGAUGAAACUGCGAUUCACCGACUCUCGACAAAGUCUAACUCGUCGUCAUGAACGGUAUUGCUGUGGACCUACUGUAGCCAAUAUGAAACCAUGUUAGUUACACGAACUCAUUUCAAAUACAAAGUUUAUUGAUAUGCAAGUAAAUCCUGACAUUCAAGGUUUAUCAUGAAAACAAAUCAAUAAUCUAACAGAAGCCAAUAAGGAAGCAUAGCGGCAUAACUAGUAAAGAAAAACGACAAAGCAUUUAAUUCAAAUUGACACAGAUGCAAUAAGAAAUUCAUCAAUCGAUACAAGAUUAUUCCCCUAUCACAAUAUGCAAUAACUUGGAUGAAUGUUAUCAAAUAUAUAAUCAUAAAUAUAUAGAUACAAAAAUCAAGUUAUUGCUUUUUAUAUGUUUAUUAAAAGUCCCAAUUUUUCGACGAGCCUUCGUCUUCCUCAUGACAAUCAGAAGACAAAGACGAUAUAUAUUUGGCAAAAAGCAUUAUAAACUAUUAAAAAGCAUUGAAAAGCAUUAAAAGCAUUAUUAACUGGAUUUGUCUUGUUAUCACACGCAUAAUCUAGCUGGUCAUAAUAUUUAUUCAUUACAGGCAAAGUCAGGCAUUGUAAUGGAGAUGAAACCUUGCAAUUAAUUAACACAAAACGUAAUUGUAAAAAAAAUAAAAUUGUAAUGCAAAGCAUUGUAAUCAGUUUGAAUACAAUUAAAUCAAUUUUAAGACCGCUAAAAUCGAUUGUUUGUCUUAUGUUUAUUAAGAAUGUCGAGCAUUGAAAUCAAGUCUUAAAUAGAAUAUACGUGCUAUGUCACCCGGGCCCCGUCUUACAAAGAGUUACGAUUGAUCCAAUCAGUCGUAACUCUUUGGAAAUCCAUUAGUGUGAUACUUUUUUUACAGGAAAUUUGCAAAAUGUCCAAUGUAAGUAAAGAAGAACACACCUAAAUUGUGUUUAUGUGAUUUGCAAUCACCUAUUAAUCAUUUGUAAAUUUUGUGAUUUAUUUCAAUUUGUAUAAUAAAAACAGAAUUAU
Molecule: messenger RNA, 4358 nt
Organism: Lytechinus pictus (painted urchin)
Lineage: Eukaryota; Metazoa; Echinodermata; Echinoidea; Temnopleuroida; Toxopneustidae
Product: cytochrome c-like
Exons: 3
Coding region: 162-518 (118 amino acids)
Biological process (GO): mitochondrial electron transport, ubiquinol to cytochrome c; mitochondrial electron transport, cytochrome c to oxygen
Cellular component (GO): mitochondrial intermembrane space
Molecular function (GO): electron transfer activity; heme binding
Source: RefSeq, a predicted model, not a curated record